Messenger RNA from Myxocyprinus asiaticus (Chinese sucker), 1920 nucleotides. RefSeq names its product serine/threonine-protein phosphatase 2A 55 kDa regulatory subunit B beta isoform-like. Gene Ontology annotation, biological process: peptidyl-serine dephosphorylation. The record is from RefSeq and is a predicted model, not a curated record. Bases 401 to 1741 code for a protein of 446 amino acids. Gene Ontology annotation, cellular component: cytosol; protein phosphatase type 2A complex. NCBI's taxonomy places the organism in Eukaryota, Metazoa, Chordata, Actinopteri, Cypriniformes, Catostomidae. The transcript is spliced from 10 exons. Gene Ontology annotation, molecular function: protein phosphatase regulator activity; protein binding.
UCCAGCUGUCAUGUGUUUACAUCUGAUUUCAGGAAAACACAACUGGAAUGAACUGAACCGAAGACUCCUGGUUGUAGAUGCCCCCUGAGCCAAAAGAUCCUUUUUGUGAGUUUUCUGCAGUGCCAGUUUAUUUUGUGUAGUUUAUGUCUGUGUGGCAUCAGCCUCUUAGCGUGGAGUUUCUUAUGACGCUUUGCAAUAGAUGUGCUGAUGUGUGAAAAAUGGAUGGUGUGCUGCUCAUUCAUCAAACACACGCAUCUACCCACAGAGACCUUUUAUACACUCAAAUUCAGCAAUGGAACUGAAUAAAUAUUUCAGCAUCUGAUUUUUGCAUCUGAAAUUGCACAGCAAUGUGACAGAAGGAUUGGUAGAGUUGCAGCCCCGCCCUUGGUUCUGUCCCAGAAUGCUGAGCCCGGUUCUCUGUUCGGAUCUCGCAGCCUUGGAGCCAGAGUACACAGAGGCUGAUGUCAUCUCUACGGUGGAGUUCAACCAGACGGGAGAGUUCUUGGCCACCGGUGAUAAGGGAGGGAGGGUUGUCAUCUUCCAGAGAGAACCACAGGGCGAAUAUAAUGUUUAUAGUACGUUUCAGAGUCACGAGCCUGAGUUUGAUUACCUGAAAAGUUUGGAGAUUGAGGAGAAAAUAAAUAAGAUUCGCUGGCUGCCUCCACAUAACCCCGCCCACUUCCUCCUCACCACCAAUGAUAAGACCAUAAAGCUGUGGAAGGUGAGUGAGAGAGACAAGCGAGCAGAGGGCUAUAAUCUCAGAGAUGAGGAGGGCAGACUAAAGGACCUUUCUACAAUUACAACUCUACAGGUUCCGGUGCUCCGGCCGAUGGAUCUGUUGGUGGAGGCAUCUCCCCGGCGUGUUUUUGCUAAUGCUCAUGCAUAUCACAUCAACUCCAUCAGCGUCAACAGUGACUGUGAGACGUACAUGUCAGCUGAUGACCUAAGAAUUAACCUGUGGAACCUCAACAUCACUGACCGAAGCUUCAACAUAGUAGAUUUGAAGCCAGAGAACAUGGAGGACCUCACCGAGGUGAUCACAGUGGCGGAGUUUCACCCUCACCACUGCCACCUGCUGGCCUUCAGCAGCAGUACAGGAACCACACGCCUCUGUGACAUGAGAGCCCACGCACUCUGCGACAAACAUGCCAAAUUGUUUGAAGAAGAAGUGGAUCCGGCCCAUCGAACAUUCUUCUCAGAGAUUGUUUCCUCUGUGUCAGAUGUGAAGUUCAGUCAUAGCGGCCGCUACCUGCUCACUCGAGAUUACCUCACCGCUAAAGUAUGGGACCUCAACAUGGAAAAUAAACCAGUGGAAACAUACCAGGUCCACGACUACUUGCGAACCAAACUGUGCGCUUUAUAUGAGAGCGAUUGUAUUUUUGACAAGUUUGAAUGUGCCUGGAACGGAACAGACAGUGUCAUAAUGACAGGGGCGUACAACAACUACUUCCGAAUGUUUGACCGGGCGAGCAGACGUGACGUGACUCUGGAGGCCAGUCGCGAGGUGUGUAAACGCAGGGCUGUCCUGCAGCCACGGCGUGUGUGUGUGGGGAAGAAGAGGAAAGAGACGGAUGUUUGCGUUGACAGUCUGGACUUCCGGAAGAAAAUCCUCCAUACCGCCUGGCAUCCCAAAGAAAACAUCAUUGCCAUCGCAGCCAGCAACAACCUUUACAUUUUUCAGGACAGAAUGACGCCCAAUGUUCAUCACAAUGCACAAAUACAAAGUGCGCCUCUCAAAUGACAGACACACCCAUCAAUGGUUCCACAUCCUACUGUAUGUGGUAUUGCACUGUACAUCAGGGUUGCGCUCUAUUCAGAUUUUAAUUGAGAAUGCCUUUAGGUAUCAAACAGAAUGCAGAAUUGUGAUUCGACAUUGGAUUUAAGGAGUAGAAAAUUAAAAUGGAAUGAAAUUCAAAAAAA